AUGUUCGUACAGGUUGACGAGAUCACCUUCCCGGGGCUUCCUACUUCCACAAGGAUAGAGUCAUCUCAACAUCCUGGUCGGGAGGUCACAGCUGAUAUGCUCACAACGGAUCGGGUCCCCUGGGAUGUUUCACCAAAUGAUCCGGCCGUCCUCUCCAUCAGCAAUGAAUACGGUGGAGUGCACUCUAUUCAGCUCCACACAUUCUGCCAAGGGUCCCGUCCAGAUGGUGAGAAGUGUCCGGUUUGCUUUGAGGAAGACAGCGAUACCCCCAUCAUACUGCAAUGCGAUACAUUUCGGGAGUUCAUGGAGCUGGUGGGAAUACCAGAUCCGGCCGGGGCAUUGGAGCUAUUCGGAGUCUUCGAGCUAGUCGCAGCCUUCGAGCCUGACUUCUGGGGCUGGCUUGAAGGUGUAUCGGUAGUAGAGGGAUUGAGAAGAGUGUUGGCUGUAGCAGUCAGGGUGCUGUAUACAACGGGAACAGACGCCAAUCGAGAGGCUGAUGGAACAACUGGAACUGAGAACGAACACCAAGAAGGCACAGAACAUGACAUAGGCCAUGUACAAGUGAUAUGCGGCUCACAACUUGAAGACAACGAUCGCAAGCAUGCUGGUGGAAUUCAACAGGCCGAUGAAGAUGACGAUACAGUCACAGGGUUCGCACUGGCACCGGCCACCACAAUCCAUACGAUGGCCGUACCCAAGGCCAAGGAUCCCUUCAGUGGCAUUUUGAUGAGGACUUGA
Penicillium canescens is the source of this 738-nucleotide messenger RNA. RefSeq lists its product as uncharacterized. The transcript has 2 exons. The record is from RefSeq and is a predicted model, not a curated record. Lineage: Eukaryota; Fungi; Ascomycota; Eurotiomycetes; Eurotiales; Aspergillaceae. The coding region runs from base 1 to 738 and encodes 245 amino acids.